AUGCUCUGCGUGCCGCUGCUGUCGCCUGGCCUCGUAAGCUCAGAGCGUCUACGAGCGGCGCCUCUUCCAUCGCUGCGUACGCGCGGGCCGCGUGCGGCCUUCGCAAACCCGCUCCCGACGUGGCCGCCGCCGCCGAGAUUGUCGCCCACAGCAGCGUCGUCCGAGUUCAGCGAGCUGUGGCCGGUUGGCAACCCAGCGGACAACCCCGACUCGCGGAGGCCGGACGCUCCGGACAAACUCUUCAGCGGGCUCGCGGGCGACGUGGCACUGCGGAGGCCGACCUACGCCGCUGACUGGAGGCUGUCGUCGCAGAAGGACAUCCCCACCUUUGUCGGCGCGACCCUCUUCCUCUACUUUGCGUGCCUGGCGCCGGUGGUGGCGUUCGGCGGCGCGAUGCAGGUGGCCACGGGCGGGCAGCUCGGCAUCGUCGAGACGAUCAUCUCCCGCGGCGUCUGCGGCAUGCUGUACGCUUCCCUCGCCGGCCAGCCGAUGACCUUCAUCGGGCCGACCGGCCUCACACUCGCCUUCACCACGGCGCUGUACGCCUUCGUCACGCCGCGCGGCAUCCCCUUCCUGCCGAUGUACACGUGGGUGGGGCUGUGGACCUGCGGCUUCCUCUCGCUCGCGGCGUGCACCAACGCCGCCAACCUCAUCCGCUACUGCACCCGCUUCACCGAGGACGUCUUCAACGCCUUCCUCGGCACCUCCUACCUCCACUCCUCCGCAACAGCCAUGCCCGCACUCGCCGUCGGCUCCGUCUCUGCUCUCUCGACGUCCGCCUUCGCCACUCGCCUCGCCGCCGACGCGAUUCUCUUCUUCCUCGACCAAAACAUCACCGUGCGCACCGUCAACUCGGAGCGCAACAAGCUCAUCCCGCGCGCAACCUACCACCUCGACCUGGCCUUCGCGGACGCCGACCGCGACGGGUCGGGGGAGGUGACCGCAGACGAGCUGGUCGCGCUGCUGCGCCGCAUGUCGGAGCAGCAGUUCUCGCGCCCGAUGUCGCUGGAGCAGGCGGCGACGAUGGCGGCGGACGCGUUCCGCGGCUUCGACGGCAACGACACAUGCCGGCUCGGGCUCGAGGAGGCCUCCUUAGAGUUCGCCGACUGGUUCAAGGCGACCGGCCUCGACAGCAACCCCGCCGCCGCCGUCGUGUCUCCUUCGCCGCUCGCGCCGCCGCCCGAGUCGGCGCCCGCGCCAGAGCAGGAGCGCGUGCUCGAGACGCGCCUGUCCGGCUUCACGAUCCACGCGAUGGUGCCGGUCGCGGUCGUGAACGGCGUCUUCCUCUACCUCGGCAAGAAGGUGAUGACGGGCAACCAGUUCUUGCAGCGCGUGCGCGCCCUCGCCGUCCCGCUCCCGUCCAACUUGCGUGCCGAGGAGGCCGCUGAGCGUUCCAUCCUCGUCCUCGGGCGGCGCGCAACCGCCAUCUUCACCGGUCUGCAGCUCGCGUGCCUCGUCUCGCUCUGGAAGCUCAAGCUCACGCCCGGGCUCGGGAUGGUCUUCCCCGCCGCCAUCGGCGUCCUCAUGUUCAUCCGCGUCCAGAUCCUGCCCCGCCUCUUCACCUUCCGCCAGCUCGGCAUCAUCGACACGCCGAUCUCGCCAGACAUCAGGAGCAGCCAGGCGGCCUCGGAAGAGGUCGGCGAGGAGGCAGAGUGACGGGGCGAGGAGAGAACAGCCCUUGUGCUUCUGCCGUCGCGCGCGGGGCGGCUGUGAAUGAGGGCCGCGUCCGCCGCUGCGCACACUAUACACACGGUUGCUCAGUUCGUACACACUUCUCGAGCCGGUGGAGUCACUGGUGUGCGGUGGGUAGCCGGUGGCGGUAAGGUAAGGUAAACUUCUCCACCACGAGGUGGUGAGGGGCAAGCGGCACUCGGCGCCUUACCCCGAAGGCGGGGCGGGCGGAAACGGACGGAGGGCCACUCGGCGCAUGGACUCCGUCCCCCCGGCGGCGCGGGGAGUGUGAGUGGGUGUCAUAUAAACGCGCGCACACAUGACACAUCUCCCGACGACCCGUCACCCCAUGGUCGGAGUUUGCGCCGCGGGCGAAGUUGGCGGGAUAACCGACUCCCCGCUCGCCCGCUAUGGCGCGCGGCACGUCCGCCCCAAAACAGCUCUCAUAGGAUCCUGUGACCUCGACGCGCGAGCAGCUCGCCCUGCAUUGCCAAUCCCCCUCUCCCUCCCCACCCCGCCGCCGCCUUCUCCGACCGACGGCGCCGCCUUCUCCGCCUGAGUGCGGCAGGCGCGAAGCCAGCUCUGGUCGGCCAGCAGGGCGGCGGCCUAGGGGCGGGGGCAGCCCGCAAGCCACCCCUCGCAGCGCGGCAGCCGGUUCGCCGGCUCACGGCUGCCGGUUCGGCCGCUGCCGCUUGCUUCGCCUGCCGGCGCCGUCGUCUUCAGUGCGCGCCCGCACCCCGCCCGACGCGGCCGAGUCGGACCCGCCACCGAGGGGGGAGGGUGCGGGGGCGGCGUCGGGCAGCGGCGAGGACGAGUGCAGCCGGCCCGAGCGACGCAGCGUCGGCGACGCGGCGCCGGCGGCCGCGGCGACGGAGAGGAGCUCGAGCUGGCAGCAGCGCCGUCGGCGCUGUCGGCGGGGGCGGCAGCGGUGUGGUCGAGGCCGCCGCCAGAGACGGCGUUGAAGACGUGCAUGUGGCCCUGCAGCCCUUGCAUCGCCGCCGCCAUCGCCUCGGCCGCCGAGGCGGACGGAGCGGCCACCCCUCCAGCCAGCCUGCCGCCGGGGAGCGCGGGCCCCCCGUCGCCGCCGCCGCCGCCCGCAGAGGGUCCGUCUGGGUUGGUGGCUUCGCGCCAGCCGUGCAGCAUCGAGAUGAGGGGCGGCGCGCGCGGGGCCGGGUCCUGCUCGAUCGCGUGCCGGCAGAUCGGGCACGUGUUGUGCGUCCGCACCCACUGCAGCAGGCACGACUCGUGAAAGUCGUGCCCGCACGGCAUGCGGACGGUGCGGCAGGCGGAGCCGCGGCAUCGGGGGCCGGCGUUGGCGGCGGAGGAGGAGGAGCCGCCGGCGCCGCCCGCCGCCCGCGUGCCCGCCGGGCUCUCCGGCUCAUCGCCGAAGCCCGAGAGGCAGAUGGGGCAGUGGCUCCCCUCUGGGGGCGUCACGUUGCGCUCGAGCUUGGAGAUGGCGUCCUCUGACGCGGGGGGAGGGCCGGGCUCGCCGGCGCGGAUGGCGCCCGAGAGGAGGUCGCGGAAAAUCGUGUUUGCGAUCGCCCCCGACAGGUGCCGGAUCCGGUCGUUCAUCUCGCCGCCCUCUCCCGGCGCCGCGCCCGCGGGCGCACCGACCAUUGCGCCAAACGCCGACCCGAAGUCGGGCGCGGCGGCCACGCCGGGGCUGGGGGCGUCGGCCGCGUUGGCUGGGGCGGCGCCGGCCGGCGGGCCUCCGAGCGGGCCGCCCGGCGCGAAGAGCUCUGCCGGCGCCCCGAUGAUUCGAAGGCCCGGUGGAAGGCCGCCGCCGGCCGCGCCGCCAGCCGCAGACUCGAUCGCCUCGCGGAGGCCGGGGGGCAGGUUGGCCGCGCUGACCGAGACGCUGCCGCGAAGGGUGACGAACAUGUGCGUUUCCUGUGGUGGGGCGGGCAUCAUGGGAGGGAGUCGGAGGGACGGAGUUGCCGAGGCUGCGGCAACGAGGACGCCUCGCGCGCGUGGGAGCCGGCGCGGGCGCGCGUUCGGGCCGGUCCCAGGACGCGUGUGCGGGCGACGUGGGCGCGGGGGGAAAGAGCGGCAAAGGGCGGCGCCACCAUGGAGGCCGCGGCGCAAGUUCUGUGUUCGGCCUUGCUCAGUCCGUGAGCGUCUUCCAC
This is a messenger RNA of Emiliania huxleyi CCMP1516, 3797 nucleotides long. It is a transcript of the gene AE3, whose product is annotated as tentative Ca2+ interacting HCO3-transporter. The coding region runs from base 1 to 1656 and encodes 551 amino acids. The transcript is spliced from 16 exons. Gene Ontology annotation, cellular component: plasma membrane. Gene Ontology annotation, molecular function: solute:inorganic anion antiporter activity; calcium ion binding. NCBI's taxonomy places the organism in Eukaryota, Haptophyta, Isochrysidales, Noelaerhabdaceae. The record is from RefSeq and is a predicted model, not a curated record. Gene Ontology annotation, biological process: transmembrane transport; monoatomic anion transport; monoatomic ion homeostasis.